This is a messenger RNA of Hemicordylus capensis (graceful crag lizard), 1808 nucleotides long. RefSeq names its product suppressor APC domain containing 1 (gene SAPCD1). The record is from RefSeq and is a predicted model, not a curated record. Bases 27 to 1073 code for a protein of 348 amino acids. The transcript has 6 exons. NCBI's taxonomy places the organism in Eukaryota, Metazoa, Chordata, Lepidosauria, Squamata, Cordylidae.
CCCGGGCACCCUGAGCUGCACUCCCAAUGAGCUCUGUGUUGACUGUCCCUUCUCUUCCCCCUACCCCAGAGGACCCUUCUCCACUUCAUGGCACCCGCCUGCCCCGUCCCUUUCUCCGCAGCCUCCGGACACUCUUCGAAAUCCUGGAUGACCAACGGAGUGGGACCAUCCACAUCUCGGAGAUUGAGAGCCGCUGGGGUCGUGGAGGCUCUGGGGUAAGCCCUCAGGAGGACCAAGAGAAAUGCCAGCUCCCCAGUGGGGUUCUCCAGGCCUUACAACAAGUGGCAGAGCCUUGUGGGGGCUACUUAAGUUUCCCCCGCCUGGUGGCUGGAUUGAGAAUUGCCCUCCUCCGGGCUGAAGAGGAAGAAGCAGCAGCAGCAGAGAAGGCAGGAGACAGCGCUGGAGCCAGGCAGGCCAAGAGUGGGCAGACUUCAUCGCAGUCCAUGAAGAACUUGAGCCGCAUACGAGAAUCUGAUGGGAAAGGUGUCACUCGCUCCCGCAGCAUUAACAGUUCCUUGUGCCAAGCCGGCCGACACCGAAGCAUCCGGAUUCCAAAGGAGCCCCGCAGACACACCAUUUCCAAUGCCGUGGAAUACAAUGUGCUGAAGCGGAUGCAGGAGCUGGAACGAGAGCGGGAUGCUUUGGUGCAAGGGCUGGAAAUGGUCGACCGAGUCCGCGACUGGUUCCAGCACCACCUGCUGGAGGCCCAGAGACGCCAGAAGCACCUGGGAGCGGAGGCAAACUAUUUCCCAGACUCUUACUCCAACCAGAGCUUCUUGCUGCUGGCCAAGAUCCAGGAAGUGAAUCUGUGCUUGAAAAACUUGCUCACCUCUCCUGGAAAGUCGGAUGUCCCACCCAGUGGUUUUGGCGUUCCCCUUUAUCCACCAGGAAAGGAGUUUCACCAACAAGCAGUCAAUGUCCUUAAGGAGCAGAACCACCUACUAAUCAAGGAAGUGUCUGAGAAAAGUGACCGCAUUGCCCAGCUGGAACAGGAGAAAGCAGCUCUCUGCAAGCAACUUAAAGAGAGCCGGGGCUACCGACUACCUAGCCAUAAGGAGUCCACCUUUAUCUGACAAUCAAGGUCAUCACCAUGUCCCUCUUCCUUCCUUAGAGCCCAAGACAAAAGACAGUCUCUCCAGCACACGUUUCUGUCCCAGGAGCCUGCAGUCAUCUUCCCCUUUUGUGCCAUUCCAUCUGCCUCUGCAAGUAGCUCAAGAAGCAGUUUCUCCUCUCUCCCCUUUAUGACCACAACAAUACCCCAGUUGUUCUGUUGCAGAACAAUUCAUACUACUACUACUACUACUACUACGUAAAACAUACAUAUAGAUGGAAUCAAUUUGCCUAAUUGCACAAGUUGUUUAGGAAAAAUUUGGGAUGAAUUGAUUGACACAGUCAGGGGGUCAUUGAGAUUUGUGGAAAAGAUCAGGUAGAAGAAAAUAGAUCUGUAUAAGAAAGGAGCCAAGAUCUUCAGUAUAGGACUGAGAAUUGUGCUAUUUCUUGUCCUCCCCACUCCUGUAAUAUAUUUCACAGGCUUUGGAUGUUCCAUCCAUUCUAGCUAUGGGGCCUAGAACCUUGUGUUCUUAAAGUGACAGUUCAGGAUUUAUUUAUUUUUGCUGACCUGCAAAAAUUUCUCAUGCUGUGCUACAGCUGCAACGAUGCAAGCUCUGGAACUCGCACUUGUAGCAUCUCGCUCACUGACACUCCAUAUCUCCACUGCUGUCACUGUGUGCUUUCACUACAUGCGGCAUCUUGGGUGCUGUAUGAUGUCACUUCCUACAGAGACUCAAUAUGGUCAUUCUUUCCCUGGU